UCGAGCCGCGCGCCGCGUUCACACGUAGACGAAUAGGUGUAUUCCAACUACGUUAUAACGUGUCAACAACCUACAAACAUCUCGAAGAAACUCCGCCGAGAUUAACACUGUGUUCCGCUGUGCUGUGUGGUGUAAAACUUUUUUUUUGAUUAGAAAGUGCGUGUGUUGUGUGUAUUACUUCGGAACACCGAUGGAGCGGGAGCGGUGAUGUCGCGGGCCGCAUGCGCAGCGGCGCUGGUGUGCGCGCUGGCCGUCGCCGCAGCCGCCUACACCGUCGACUGCAACCACGAAUACACCGACUGCGAUACGGAACUGAGUAAACUAACUGAAGAUGAAGAGUCUGCAUCAACUUUAACACAUAGUAUACCUGCACCGAUAGAAGUGGAAUCACCUGAAACAACAACUUCUACAACCACAACUGCACCAACAAGAUCAACAACUGUCGAACAAUUUGCAAUAGAAAAUAAAACAGAAGCACAUAAUACACUUUCUGAAACUAACGAAGCCACAGAAUCUAUAGCAAAACCGAAGCCUAGGCUAUUAAAUUUAAAUGUAGAUGAAUUACACAAUUUCGCUACUGCGUUACAUAAUCAAACCAAAGGACCAAAAAAAGCUUUAGAGGAUCUUAGCGAUGUUAACUUGGAUAACGAAGAUGAGGAUGAGCCUCCAAGAUUAACAGGAAACGACUCAAAAAAUAAACAGAUACCUGAUAAAUUCUAUACUAAUCUCCAAGCGCCUUUCAAUUCCAUGUUAACUUUUGAUAAAUCUGAAGAAAUGGAAGAAGUAUGUAAAGAAAACGGAGUAACAUAUAAGACAGGCGAACGAAUAGAUAGAGGCUGUGAAGAAACUUGUGAGUGUUCGUCAGGUGGGCAUUUUGAUUGCUCGUUGCGAUGCAAACAUCCAUUCAUACGUCGUGGCAGGCGGCUCAGCGAUCCCCUGUGUUUUGAAUCCCCAGUCGACGAAUGCUGUUCCAUUAUUGCUUGCGCUACAGGGACUGGAGACUCAAAAACAAUGACCCUGGAGGUGUGUCGUUACGGCAAUGAAACUUACCCAGUGGGUGGAAAGUGGAAUAUCAAAUGCGAACAAACUUGCACUUGCGAGGAGCAUUCCGUCAUCACUUGUAAACCGAGGUGUAAGCCUCUACCGCAAUCAGACAAAUGUAUCAACGUGCAGGAUCCACAUGAUGAAUGCUGUGAAGUACAAAUUUGUGACGUUUCUCAGGAUGUCCACGAAGAACCUAUUGAUAAUAGUACAAGUACCACAACAACUACAACAGAGAUACCGAAAGGAUUGCACGAUGUAAUCACUCCACAGACCACAUACCGCCCUUUAGUUUUAACUGAACCUAUUGGCUCAAUAAAAGUCUUACAAAACAAUAGUGUCCAAGUUAAUCUUAUGCACCCGAAUAAAAGCGACGAUCCCAUUCACUUAUUAUUGAGUAGCGAUGGAGGGAAAACCUAUAGUAACAUAGAAUUGAAAUAUUCCAAUUUAAUUCUAAAUCUUGAAGGAGGCAAAGAUUAUAUAGUCAAAACUAAAGAAACUGGGACCAAAUUUAAUUUUACAAUAACAGCAUCCGAUGUCGGUAAUGAAGUCCCCGAAAAGACAUUUAAUACAACGAAAGUUGGUUGUUAUCAUGACGGAGAGUUCUAUGGAAUUGGUGAUGAAUUUCAAAUUGGUUGCACUGAACUGUGCGAGUGCACUGGACAAGACAGCAGAGAAUGUGCUCCUCUGAUUUGUCCUUCACAUGUUGGUCUGGAACUUGUAUCUAAAGGUUGUGUGCGAUGGGCUCCCAAUCCACCACCUCAACCCCCAAAUUGUUGUCCAAGGACUGCGCGGUGUUUGAGUGAUGGAACUUGUCAUUUCAACGGUGUGGCAAUUCCAAAUUGGAGCGAAGUACCUUUAGAAUUAACGGGUUGUGAGCAGCAUUGUUAUUGUGAAAAUGGUGAACUAGACUGCCAGGAGGCGUGCAAUCCGCUGCCACAACUACCUCCUCAGACACUAAGAUGCCCACCACAGCAUCAUCCGGCACCUGUAAAUAUAUCCGACGACGACUGUUGCAAGCAAUGGGGUUGCGUGCCUCGUGGUCAAAUUCCAUCAGGGUUCCCUGCAAAGCCCCCAUUACAUGGACAGCCUCCUCCAUUCCUACCUACAGUGCCUCCUGAAAACCGAUACCCACCAGAUGAGAUUCCCGAUUAUGAACAGAAUAACAUACAUCGUCCUGUUAAUCCUCUAGAACCGGCAUUAUCUGGUCUCCCUCCAGGAUUUCCCAUACCAAGCUAUGGCGAUGAGAAUAAGAAGCUUGCGGUUUUAUCGUUGCAAGGAGAUUCACCCACGAGCAUAAAGAUGUUGUUUGGUCUUCCACCAGUUUACGUUGGACUUCGUGGCAGUGUUGAUUUGAGAUAUACUGAUUCGGCAGAAGAAGAUAUAUCCCAAUGGUAUUCGCAAGUGUUUGCACCAGCAGACGAAGUUCUGACCACACCACGAUUGGAGUUCCGUUUGACUGGAUUGAAACCCUCGACGACCUAUAAGAUCAGAGGAAAGCUCUUCCUGCACAACCUCCCUAUUGAACCUGAAAGUGAAAUUUAUACCAUGCGCACGCAAGAUUUACCUACAGUUCUCCCUCCAGAAGAAAAGCGAAGAAAAAUCGAUUGCAAAUUGACGGUGGUAGAUGUAAAUGACACAACAGCUCAUGUAACGUGGAGGCAUUUCACUGAAGAGGAAUUACAAUUUAUUGACGGCAUACAAGUCAGAUAUCGUCCAACCGGCACCCCAAUAUUCAGCAUGACAGAGCUGCUCCACCACAGCCGUUCAGCUGCUGAGCUACAUGAUCUCCGCCCAGGGAGCAGAUACGAGGCCUCUCUCGUCUUGAUACCACCGCCACGUGCCACCACAGAACUAUAUGACCCUGAAAACGUCGAAUUUACAACCACACCAUAUAUUGAUCCAUACAAUUGGUCGGUAAUAGUGGAAGUUCGAAAAGUGGGUGCCGAAGCAGUGGAAAUGACAUGGCGAGGUAUUCCUGUGCCCGCCGAACGUUGGGUUCGAGUGUACCGGGCAGCGCACGCUUGUGGGGAGAGCAGAAAGGAGCAUGACGCCUUCCGUCUCGCUGCCAGAGAUUCACCUCCUACAAUCACGCUUACUGGACUGGAACCUGAUGCAAAAUGCCGUGUGUGGUUAGAACUCUUCCUGACUAAUGGCAAAGUGAAGACCAGUAAUGUGUUGGAUGUUCAUACGAAAUCUUUGGACUCACCCGAACCUAUUGACAAUGUAAUAGAAGCCUCCUCAGUGGCCGACAGCCGCGGCGCGCCUAGAGGGGACUACUACGGAGCACUGGUGGUAGUGGGGGUGGUUGCUGCGUUGGCGGCUCUCACGUCUGUCCUACUGCUGCUGGUGGUGGUGCGGCGACAUCGGCCGCGGUCUGUGCCAAUCACGUCUGUGCCAUCAGCACCCCGAGAGUCGUCUCUGCCGCCAUACGAUAACCCCGCGUACAAACUAGAGUUACAACAGGAAACUAUGGAUCUCUGACAAUUAAGUUCCCGUGGGCACGCGAACGGGCUCAACGGGACCACUGAACGUGUAGAAACACAAAAUGGCCGGCCAUACAAUGAAAUGGGUGUCUAACCCAAAUGAUUACAAUAGCAAGAAAACCUACCUACUGUACUCAUACUUACAUUGGUUUGAAGAUUGCUAUGAAACGUCAACCGACAAAGAUAAAUAGUUUUAUAGCUACAAAUCUCGUUCUUUAUAUGAAAAUAAUAUUAGCUACUUUAAUACUUUUAGUAGGAUUUGACCCGGGUCUUUUUUUGGUCAGUCUGGAGCAAAGUUUAUACAGAAGCAGCGAAAGGUGGCACGGAUAAUCUUCAUACCUAUCUUGAAUGUAGGUAAACGUCUAUUAACGCUACAAAAGUACCUAAUUAAAGAAGAUAACAGUGUCCGCGCCACGUCUCGCCACUCGCCACGUCUUUGAGCUCAGCGCAAACGAGCCACUCACCAUAGCCACAUGUGGCGCGAAAGUGACACUAGUGCGUGGGUGCUCCCGUUCGCACCUAUCUAGAUGCGCUCACUGUUCAUUGGCUCCAUACAUGAACAGGUUGAGGACCGGGUGUGGUGGUGCUCUAUAGGGACGGCCUAUGUCCAACAGUGGACGUCCACAGGCUGAUGAUGAUGAUGAACAGUGUAUUUCGCAGCUUGUUACUAGCCACGUUUGGCUGUACCAAGGCUCGUUCGCGCAGAUCCUAACUAGGAUACGGUCUUCUGUUUCUUAAUACAAUUGUAUUAAUUUACAAUUAGUAUAAGUAUAAACAGCUGAAGUAAAACUUGUUAAUCGGUUUUUAAUAUUUCAUUAAAAUGUGAAGAUAAAGUGGUAAAACGUGUGCCUUAUUGCAUAAUAUUUUUUGUAUAUAAUGUUGAUAUUAAAGUUAAGGAUAGUGUAGUAUACUUAAUGUAUAAGACUGGUGUCCACUUUUGUGGUCACAAGGAAGUUUUUUACUUGUAAAAUGAUGAUCUAGAUUCUAAGCUCGUUUUUCAUCAUACUUUCGAACCCGAGCAGCUUUUUUAGAUUCUGUUUUUAACUUCAACUCUAACAAAAAGUCUUUGACAUGUUAAACGCUUGGUCAUAAAAGCAGUUUAUUCAACCUCGCGUGUAAUAUCAUCCAUAGAUAUAGGCCUCGGCACGGAUUUAAAGGCGUGAAUACCGAUACUGAGUCUCAAUGGCGGAUCGCUUGAUAUAGUGUUCUUGAUUGAUUAUAUUACUAACUAUCAUAUUAUCACGUCUACCUUCCGCAUUGGUAAUUGCGCUCAUGCCUCUAGAUUCCUGCCGAUACUUAUACAACGUAAAAUUUUAAUGGUUGCACAAUCAUCCAAUAGGGAACCUAAUAUACUCAUCUUAUAAGGAGUAGUGUAGAUUAGGUAUGGUGAUAAAAUACAAAAAUGCUACUAGAUUAACGAGUCUAAUAUUUAAUUAUAACUGAUAAGUUACCUAGCUGGGAUACGUAAAAUAAAUGUAAAUGAUGUCAUCGGAUUACGCAGUUUAAUUUGUUAAUAAUAGAAAUAUCAAAUAGAAUUGUUACAAUAAUUUUUAAUGAAAUAAAGUUUUAUUUAUA
This is a messenger RNA of Maniola jurtina (meadow brown), 5102 nucleotides long. It is a transcript of the gene sas, whose product is annotated as putative epidermal cell surface receptor. Gene Ontology annotation, molecular function: protein binding. The record is from RefSeq and is a predicted model, not a curated record. The coding region runs from base 208 to 3525 and encodes 1105 amino acids. The transcript is spliced from 18 exons. Lineage: Eukaryota; Metazoa; Arthropoda; Insecta; Lepidoptera; Nymphalidae.